Molecule: messenger RNA, 1274 nt
Organism: Rosa chinensis
Lineage: Eukaryota; Viridiplantae; Streptophyta; Magnoliopsida; Rosales; Rosaceae
Product: protein FAR1-RELATED SEQUENCE 5
Exons: 4
Coding region: 155-754 (199 amino acids)
Source: RefSeq, a predicted model, not a curated record
CGGUUUGGGGCGCACUAGAGUUGCAGCCGUUGGAUUAUUUUGUGCUCACGUUAAAAGGCCACAGACUGCUGUGUUUCUAGUUUGCUUUUGAAGCUUCUUCUACUCCCAGUUGGCUUCCCGAGAACAAACAUCGCCUUUGGCUCUGCUCCAAUCAAUGGAUUCAGGAGCACAGGAAGUGAUUGCAUAUGAAGGAGAGGCCAUUUUAGAACCAUACGAGGGUAUGGAAUUUGAAUCUGAAGAUGCUGCAAAGAUAUUUUAUGAUGACUAUGCCAGACGCCUUGGAUUUGUCAUGCGUGUCAUGUCAUGUCGUCGAUCCGAAAGAGAUGGUAGGAUUCUCGCUCGUCGACUUGGCUGUAAUAAGGAAGGUCACUGUGUUAGUAUUCGAGGUAAAUUUGGACCCGUCAGAAAACCGCGAGCCAGUACAAGGGAGGGUUGUAAGGCAAUGAUUCAUGUCAAGUAUGAUAAAUCUGGUAAAUGGGUGAUUACAAAAUUUGUUAAGGAACAUAACCAUUCACUUGUGGUGUCUCCACGUGAAGCACGUCAAACAAUGGAUGAGAAGGAUAAGAAAAUUCAAGAAUUAUCUGCAGAGCUUCGGAAUAAGAAACGCUUGUGUACAACAUAUCAAGAACAGCUAACAGCAUUUAUGAAAAUCGUUGAAGAGUAUAAUGACCAGCUCUCCUUGAAAGUGAAAAACGUAGUUAACAAUCUUAAAGAAUUCGAAUCCAUAGAUGUGGAGCUUACGCAGCGAGGAUAGCCUCCUCUAACAGACAACAAGAAAAAAGAGAGACAAAAAUCCACGAUGGGUUGUAUUUCAUAGGUAUGCAACCACUGAUGGAGCUACUGUAUAUGGUCCUCCAUGUUCAUGAGCUAUGAUGGUGUUUAAAUUCCGUUGGUGUGGCUUGGAGCAACCAGAAAGCAUUGGCAGGGCCCUUGGGCACAUUUUCAACAGUAAAAGUCAAUGGUAAAAGAUGAUAAUAUCCUAGUCAUUAGGGAUGCCUAGUUGUUGUCAAAUAGGGCAUGAGUAAUCACUUAUCCAAAAGAUUCUAGAUAGAGCAGAUUGUAUCCAUUUUCCCAAAGCAGAAAUUUGCUUUCACGCACAUGUCAGUUAAUAGCAGUUGGAAUAGUUUUGAUUCUCAUGUGGUAUUACAAUUGUUCUUUUUUUUGUUCCCUUCAGGAUUGAACUAUCUAUGUAUAUAGAGCACAUAAAAGACUUGGGAGAUUAUGUGCCUUAAGGCGUCAUUAGCAUGCUAAUAUACCAGACUUUUUCUCAGCUA